Molecule: messenger RNA, 599 nt
Organism: Dioscorea cayenensis subsp. rotundata (Guinea yam)
Lineage: Eukaryota; Viridiplantae; Streptophyta; Magnoliopsida; Dioscoreales; Dioscoreaceae
Exons: 1
Coding region: 21-551 (176 amino acids)
Source: RefSeq, a predicted model, not a curated record
CACAACUAAGUCUCUUUUCAAUGGCCCAAGAGCAGCAGCAGCAACAACAGCAACAUCAACAGAAGCAACUCCUCCCCGGCAUGUGGCAGUGGCCGAGCCACCGGUCGGGGGACACUGACAACUCCUCAGAGGUGAGAGCUUUCGCUGACGACUCCAAGAGCUAUUUAGCAACAUGGCCACCAAGAUGUUAUACUUGCACCUUUUGUCGGAGGGAGUUCCGUUCAGCUCAAGCUCUCGGUGGACAUAUGAACGUUCACAGGCGAGACCGCGCAAAGCUCCAUCAGUCACCCAUGGUGGUCUCUGAUCCCUCUUCUUCUUCUGCUUCUCCUCCUCUUCCCCCUCUUGUUAUCUCCAACGGUGGCAUGUGCUUCUUUUAUCCUUUACCUGCAGUGCCAAAUGGUGCAGUGCUUGCAGCUGCACCAUCCACUGGAACUCCGGUCACCUGCACUUUCAUCCCAACAACUUCCUUCAGUGAAUCAAUCAAAUCUGAUUCAAGUGCAAGUAGUACUAGUACUCAAGAACUGGAUUUAGAGCUUCGUCUUGGAUGGUGAUUAAUUAAUAACUUUAAGCAGAUCCAUAUUAUAUAUGUUUGUGUUUAU